AAGUCUCAGUGUUUUGAUUAGUGCUGCGGAAGGAGCCGUCGUUGUCUGUGUAGGCGAUUUCUUUUAGCCGAACCAACGCCGAUUUUAACGUCAAAUGUAAUUUUGUCACAYAAGGCCACCAUGGAAUUCAGACCGAGGCGCUUUCGAGGCGUCAAACCGUCCAAGGGGCUCCUUCUGCUGCCUUUCCUGGUGUCGGUCCUGCUCGUCGGCAGCCUGGGCGAAGAAGGCGGCGGCGACAGCAGCAGCGGCGGGCUGGAUAAGGUUACGGAGAGGAUGGCUGAGGAAAGCCACCGACAGGACAGCGCCUACCUGCUCAUAUUCAUCAUGCUUCUAACGCUCACUAUUCUCACAAUAUGGCUCUUCAAGCACCGGAGGUUUCGGUUCCUCCAUGAGACGGGUCUCGCCAUGAUAUACGUGACCGUAUUGGCUAUCUUCAAUGAGCUAAAAGUAGAUGUUGACCUGUACGCAUUACUGUUUGGGGAGAGCGUUCUGAAUGAUGCUGUGGCCAUYGUCCUCUCCUCCUCCAUCGUGGCGUAUCAGCCUGCAGGGGACAACAGCCACAGCUUUGAGGCCAUGGCCGUGCUGAAAUCCUUCGGCGUCUUUCUGGGCGUCUUCAGUGGGUCUUUUGCUCUUGGGGUGGUUACCGGAGUCUUGACUGCCCUCGUGACCAAGUUUACCAAGCUGAGGGACUUCCCUUUGCUGGAGACGGCUCUCUUCUUCCUGAUGUCCUGGAGCACGUUUCUGCUGGCCGAGGCCUGCGGCUUCACAGGUGUGGUAGCAGUGCUGUUCUGUGGGAUCACUCAGGCCCAUUACACCUACAACAAUCUGUCUCCUGAAUCCCAGGACCGGACCAAACAGUUGUUUGAGCUGCUGAACUUCCUGGCAGAGAACUUCAUCUUCUCCUACAUGGGUCUGACUCUCUUCUCCUUCCAGUCACAUGUCUUCAACCCGCUGUUCAUCAUUGGUGCUUUUGUGGCGGUGUUUCUUGGCAGAGCUGCAAAYAUCUACCCCUUGUCCUUUCUUCUCAACCUGGGCCGCAGAAACAAGAUCGGAUCAAACUUUCAACACGUCAUGAUGUUUGCAGGUCUGCGAGGGGCAAUGACCUUUGCCCUGUCCAUCCGGGACACAGCUACUUACGCACGUCAAAUGAUGUUUACAACCACCCUCCUGAUUGUUUUCUUCACCGUGUGGAUCUGUGGAGGUGGCACCACUCCCAUGCUGUCUUUCAUGAGCAUACCAGUGGGUGUGGACUCUGAUCAAGAAAACUUUAGUUCUGCUGUGUUGGAUGGGUCACAGAGGAGAAGCACCAAACAAGAAAGCGCCUGGCCCUUCAGAAUUUGGUACAACUUUGACCACAACUACCUGAAACCACUCCUGACCCACAGUGGUCCUCCUCUCACUGCUACUCUGCCAGCUUGUUGUGGACCACUGGCACGGUGUCUCACCAGUCCACAGGCUUAUGAGAAUGAAGAGCGGCUUCACGACGACACCGAGUUCAUUCUGAACGACGCCAGCGUGAGCUCCAUGUACGCCGACGUCACCGUCAGCACCGACGAGUCCGGCUCCCGCACCGUCAACCCCAAACGCCCCACAGCCAGCGCCGGGGGAGGCUCGUUCAAUGAGAGCCUGGGCCACGAGCUCAGCCUGGCCGAGCACGACGUGGCGAUCCGCGGCACGCGCCUCGUUCUGCCCAUGGACGACCCUGCGGAACCCCCCACCACCGUCACCCUCCCGCCUCCGCCCUCCCCACCCCGCUCUGAACCGCACAGGCACAGACUGUAGGGAUGUUUGCACCACUCAGAUGCGGUUUGUUGUUUCUGCUUCUAAAUUAAGAAAUGAUGUAAAUUUACCCGUAAAAGAAAAAAGAUUUAGUUUUCAAUCAAAUGAGAAACUACUUCUGUGGUCUGAGUGUUGUAAAAGUUUGGUGUUGGCUUGAUCACAACUUUGUCUAACUGUUUCAGCUUUUACAAACUUGAGCCAUGAUUGAACCAACUCAUUGUAGUUGAAUGUUUCUCUACACAACACUAAGUUUAGGUACUUUUAGUGGUAUUUAGAAACAUAAAAAGCCCAGGCGGCUACGAUUUGGAAACUAAAAUCUAUGUGGCUGUCAUAAGAGCUUUUUCAUUUGUACUGCUGUGGAUAGAAGCCAGUGUUCUCUAAAAGUCCACAUCUGUGAAGCAGCCUCUAGAAUUUAUGCAGUUGUCUUGUCAGUGGUGAAGUUUCUACUGAUGUUAGGUUGUGUUCCUCCAGCUUUCUCCAAGUUCUUCAAGCUGACAAGAUCCCCUUGUGGUGUUGCUCAUAAAACUGCUGAAGGCCAUCUACUUCUGCUGAGUUUGGGUGACUAAUCUCACCAACAAGUUCACAGGAAACGUUCGAUUCGACUCGAUCUUAAACUUAUUCUACUCUUUGUCCACAUUCAGAUCUUUUAAACUCAAAGUGUUUAUGAGCGAUCAGAGAAAAGGAACAUUUUUAGACCAUGUUGCGUUCACAGGAGUGAACAGAAGUCUCUGCACUGAUUCAUAUAUAAGUACAAGCACAGUCUGUCUCUUUGAUUUAUGAUCAGUUUUUCACUUCAAAAAUAAUUUAUUUAUAUAACAAUCAGUUUGAUUAAUUUAUUAUUAUUUAUUGUGUUGUACUGUGACUGCCAAGUGGUGAACACUCACUUUUACAAUCUUUUUAGUUUUAAAAAAGUUUUUUUUUAAACGGCAAUACCACUUUUCUUAAAGGUACAUUUUGCGGUGAGGACCUCUUGAAGGAGAUUGAUAUUUAUUCCAGAGGACAUCUCCUCUCUAUACUGUAGCRUGUUUUUACUUUAUGUUUGGCAACUAGAUCUUCCCUGUGUGUGUUUUUUUUCUUGUGUGUGAAGUGUCUGUGGCUCAACUGGCCAAAUCUGUUGUUAGUUUUCCAACAGAUUUGGGCYGAGACAAAAGGAAUCGAAUCAUAUUGUCCAUAGGGCUAAUGCUUCUGGGUUUCCUGCUUACAUAGGGUUUAAAAUUUAUUCUUAAAAGACAAAAAGUAACUGCCAUGUCUUUGAGGUUGUGAUAUCAAAGAUAAAGCAGGGCCGAAUGGACUGUUUUGAACUAAAGUGCCUAGUCAGGAACUCAAUGACAUCCUGCAGAUUUUUGAUUUGCUGAAGGUGCAGUAAGGUGAUUCUUUAUUAUUAUUUGAUGUAGCAUGUUUUUCCUUUUAAAUACUCCAUGUACAGUAUAUUUUAGCCACAACAUGCUCAUCGUUUUACUACUGAUGUAUCAAAUGAUGGAGCCUGWAAGACUUCAUACUAAAAUGUUGUAUAUUGAAUACAGAAAAUGACACUAUGUUGCCAGUCAUCAGCAUUCUCUUGAUAACUGGGCAUCUUUAGUUGAACUUGUGAUGAUUUUAAUUUAAUCGUGGAAAAAGGUACUGAUUUAGCCAGUUUUUACACUGAUGGCAUUGUGCACUUUUUAUUAAACCAAGCUUGUCUGUUCAGUUCUGACCUCUUUGGGAUAUCAGUUUAAUGGAAUCAUCUCCGUCUCUUCAUUCAGGUUUUGAUGUCAUUUUGUAGUUUUUUUUCAAUGUUUUGUUAACUAUGUUGAAGGCUAAUUCCAAAUGUUAAUUUUAAAAACAAAAAUGUUUAUUCAUUGCAUCACAGGUCUAAGUUUCUGCAGAUUCAUCAUCUCAGCUUCAGUCCUGGUUUAAAUCUACUUGAACCAUAAAUCCAUACUUUAAUGAGUAUUUGUGGGAAAUAACUUCUAAAACUGUCGAACUGUUUUUCAUGUUUCUGCUGUUUGUGGAAACUGUGCAAAGUCCAUGUUUGGUUGGCUGAUAUGUGAAGGUUUCUGGAUGGAUGGAACGACCCCAGAUGGGUUCUGAGGAGCGAAAACCUAAAGUUAUUAAUUGUGUGUUGUCACUUUGACAUCUUACAAGUGUACUACAAAAAAUAAAAAGACUAUUGUGACUUUUCAA
Molecule: messenger RNA, 3942 nt
Organism: Austrofundulus limnaeus
Lineage: Eukaryota; Metazoa; Chordata; Actinopteri; Cyprinodontiformes; Rivulidae
Product: sodium/hydrogen exchanger 6
Biological process (GO): regulation of intracellular pH; proton transmembrane transport; potassium ion transmembrane transport
Cellular component (GO): recycling endosome; plasma membrane
Molecular function (GO): sodium:proton antiporter activity; potassium:proton antiporter activity
Source: RefSeq, a predicted model, not a curated record